This is a messenger RNA of Cebus imitator (Panamanian white-faced capuchin), 4718 nucleotides long. It is a transcript of the gene BMF, whose product is annotated as Bcl2 modifying factor. Gene Ontology annotation, biological process: positive regulation of apoptotic process; apoptotic process; negative regulation of autophagy. Gene Ontology annotation, cellular component: myosin complex. NCBI's taxonomy places the organism in Eukaryota, Metazoa, Chordata, Mammalia, Primates, Cebidae. The record is from RefSeq and is a predicted model, not a curated record.
UGUUUGCGGGAUGCCCCGAGCGGGCGUAUUUUGGAAACAAUACCGCACGGUGCGGAGUGGCCUCCUCCCGCCCAGGCCCACGGCCGCCGCCGCCGCUGCUGCCGCCCUUGCCUGCGCCUCCCGCCACCCGCCGCAGCCCGCUGGGCUUUUUCCCUCCUUCCCAAUCGAGUCUGGGCAUCGCCCCCGAGUGCUCGUCACGCUGGACCCUGGCGCGGAGCCCUGGCAUCACGACUCGGAGGCCGAGACCCUCUCCUGGAGUCACCCAGGGGAGAUGGAGCCAUCUCAGUGUGUGGAGGAGCUGGAGGAUGAUGUGUUCCAGCCAGAGGAUGGGGAGCCAGGGACCCAACCCGGGAGCUUGCUCUCUGCUGACCUGUUUGCCCAGAGCCUACUGGACUGUCCCCUCAGCCGGCUUCAGCUCUUCCCUCUCACCCACUGCUGUGGCCCUGGCCUUCGACCCACCAGCCAGGAAGACAAGGCUACCCAGACCCUCAGCCCAGCCUCCCCCAGCCAAGGUGUCAUGCUGCCUUGUGGGGUGACUGAGGAACCCCAGCGACUCUUUUAUGGCAAUGCUGGCUACCGGCUUCCUCUCCCUGCCAGUUUCCCGGCAGUCUUGCCCCUUGGGGAACAGCCCCCCGAAGGGCAGUGGCAACAUCGAGCAGAGGUACAGAUUGCCCGAAAGCUUCAGUGCAUUGCAGACCAGUUCCACCAGCUUCAUGUGCAGCAACACCAGCAGAACCGAAAUCGCGUGUGGUGGCAGGUCCUCCUCUUCCUGCACAACCUGGCUUUGAAUGGAGAAGAGAACAGGAAUGGGGCAGGCCUGAGGUGAGGCUGGGCUGCCCUCUUCACAUGGGGCACCAGGAACACCGUCUGGAAUAGGAAGGACAUCGGGCAAGACUGACACUGUGUCUUGUGGACUUGUUUUUUUGUUGUUUUGCAUUUUUAUUUUUUAAAUUUCUCUCUGUGUGUACAUAGAACAUACCCAAGUGGGAUCUUCUUUCUCUGUCAGGCCCUUGACUGGGAAUGGGGGCCUUUGUCAAACACUGUUGGAGAGACUGAUGUGUCUGUGACGGUCGGAAUUCCCAAGGGCCCUGACAAGUAGAUUCUUCGACCGGAGAAUCUACCAGUUGUCGAACAUGACCCAUUAGUGGUGUUCUCUGGGGAGUGGACUGUGGUUUUUCCAGAGGAACUCAGUUAAGAAAUUGAGUGGAUCAGAAUCCUAGUUCCACCAAACCCACAGGCCUUCCACUAUGGAUGGGGGCCACGAUUCUGACGGUCAUACCGCUUUAACCCACCGUGGCCUCGGCCAGGGGCUUUCCAGUUGAGGAUGGCAGCUUCCCUAGGCCGGCCGGCCAGCUCCACAUCUGUCUGGGUUCUCACUUGCCCCAGCCAAUGCCUGCCCUAAGGGCUCAAGGAUUUCUACCUGACUCCUGUCACUUCCAGCAGGCCUCAGGGAGGGUUGGGUUUCUCUAAGGACCCCUCAAACAUGUCACAAAAUGAACCAAACUUUUGGCUAGGCCUCAAAUGUGACUUAGUCCCACUUGGAGACCCUGGGAUUAGUCCUGAGGUGCAAAGCCGCUGCCACCACUGGUGGCCUGGGACCAGCUGGGCAGCAUGUGCCUCUGUGAGCUCUUCUUUCAAAAGACCCUGCCGACAGAUUGCAUUCGACCCCCAGUAUCAGCACGGUGGGACAUCCGGGGGCAGGUUUGCAGUGGGGCUGGAAAAUGUGGUGGCCACCCCACCUUAAGAGUCAGCGCUAGAGGACCCCAGACCCCUUGGUUUCCUUGGAAACAACAUACCUCUUCCCCCUCGUCCCUAUUCCUUUUUCACACCUAGUGGGAUACAGAAGAAGCCAGGACAGUGGCUUUGCCAGCUGAAAAGUGACUUUUAGAGUAACAGAUAAAUGAUUAGAGUGGGGAACCGUCAAAGCUGGGUGCACACUUCCUGUCUUCCUCCAGCUUCCAGCCAGGCCAGAAGGGCAUGCUCUGGAACCCAGCAGGAUCACGGCUGCCUCUGCAUGUCUUCCCUUCCCUCCCUGCUGCAGCACUCAUGGAGAGGAUCUAAAGCAGCUGGUGUGGCAGCUCCAAUAGCAGACACAGGGAAUCUGUUAACCAGACGCUAGCAAAUAAAUUAUAACCUUUGCAUAUGUGAGAAAAGACAACAUUGGUGCUAACAGUAAAGUAAGGCCCAAAGAAAAGACGGCUUCCCUGGACAGAGAAGACUCCAGGGCCAUCCAAGGAAAUUGGAGGAGUCCAGAGUAGACUCUGAAACCUGAACAAGCCCAGCCUCUUCUAGUUUUGAAGAGAGGAGGUCUUCAGUACUAUUGAAGGAGACGUUGAUCUUCCAGAUGUACAGUUGUGCAGGUUGUUCACUGCACAAUGGCACCUGCGGAGAGCUAAUGAAGGCUGGAAUUCAGCCAGCAUUCUGCUCACUAAGCUUUGUGCCCUGGUGUGGGGCUACCUCUCCAGAGAAGAAGGGGUGCCUUACCUAAUUUGCACAAAGGUGCUGUAUGGGCUUACAGCACCCUGGAGGAGAAGGGCUUCAAACUGUGCGUGUAAGCCUUUGUUCUGUUCUGCUCAGAUAUUCUGGAGAUAUUACCUCUUCUUGGUCAGAAUUCUGUUCUCAGGGUGUGUACCAUGAUUUGUCUGCUAAGAAGACGGAUUCCUGCUACGCAGAGAAGGAGCCAGGGACCAGCGUGAAGACUGGCUCUGGGACACACUGACCAUUGUGAAAUUCAGCCUUCCCUGUGGGUCUCCCUCCUAUUUCAUGAUGUGUAUGGGACAUAUGCUGAUCUCCUUUCCCUGGAUCAAGGUGGUGACAGGCAGGCUGCUGCUGUAUGUUUCAGCGGCACACACCAAAACACCGGGAUUAUUUAGGCUAGCCACUGUUCACCCCUCUCGGCAGACUCUCCACCUGAGCUUGGUGAGAGAGAAAAUGAUUUAGAUCAUGGUGCUGAGGCAAGGCCAUCAGCUUGGGAGAUCUUGCCGGGCCCAGGCUGGAUGCCCUGUGGCCUGAAGUUGGAGCCCAGACAUUGACAAACCCACCUGAACAUCAAGCCUGGGCAGGUGGAAGGUGGUCUGACUGCCCUGUCUCCAUCUUACACAGUCAGGAACUCACUCAUUGUCUUAAGUGAGCCAGGGCAAAAUUUACACCCCUCACAUUUCUCUCUCCUUCCUCCUCCCCUAAAAAAAACCCAGGAGGUAGCUGGCAGGGUAGCUGGCAGGAAGGAGAAAGAUUCUUUCUGGCUGGCUGUCUUUAAUUGGCUUAGUGAUCUAGAUUGGCCCCUUCCUCCUCUGCCUGGUGAGUUGGCCUAAACAUUCCUCAAGUCUAGCCUCAGGAGACCUGCCCCUCCCCCUGGCCUCCACCCUCUCAGACUCCAUCCCCCACCCCCGGGAGCCUGGCUGUCUGUAGUGAGGGGUGGAGAAUCAGAUUUAGAAGGAGGGAGAGUCUGACCUGGGUCCUGACCUGUAACCAGCUGAAGACGGUAGAGCCUUUGUGGCUUGCUGAGGGUGGGGGUUGGGAGAGGGACUGGAAACCUCCUUCCUCUGGAAGAAAUGCCUGGGAGGAAGGGAAGCCUGAUAUUCAGGGUCAAAACAGUUCUUCUAAUUCAGAACCCCAAAGCAGGGGUUUCUAGAAGUUGGUCGACAGAUCUGGUGGAGGGAACUCCCCAGGCCAGACGUCGGGCUCCCGCAGUGAGGGUGGAGGACUCGGCCUGACCUCUGCCUGGCCUCUUUCAAAGUCUGGGCCAGUGGAGGGCUGCCCCCGCUCCCCCCACCAGGCAGCCUUCUCUUGCUCAAUCCGAGGUGGAAAAAGAUCACCUCCCAGUGACCUCCCCAGCCCCUGGGGGAGUAAGUCUAUGUCCAAAGCUUUGUGGCAGGCUUGUUUCAAGGGCCCAGAGGGGCCCAGGUGACCUGUCUCACUGCCUCUGGCAGCCUAGCCCCAUGCAGGAGGCUCCCACCUGGGGGUUGUUUGGGACAGUCCAGCCAGGGCCUCCCAAGAAGAGUGCUAUGGAGCCACUGUGACUGUCCUGGACAGCAAGGAGCAUGCUACCCCACUGAGCACUUGUCUUCUUUUUGAGGGACUUGGUGGGCAGGUGGGGUAGGGAGAAGGGAAGUGGCAGAUGCAGGAAGACUUUGGCGACUGUGGCUCUUGAGGGUUUCUGCAAAUCAGUGCUGGUCUGGACUAGAGACAGCUCUGUGUGAAGGCAAGGACUCUUGGAAGUGGGCCAUACUGGCCUGAUACCCUAGCAGGAAGGGGCUCACCUGUCACCCUUAAGCAGACUGAGGGCUGGUAGGGACUUUGAGUCUUGAGGGAAUAGCAGAGAAAGCUGAACUCAUAGGUGCCCAGCCAGCCUCCCAGCUGAAGGUGUUCAGAACCCCGUGUAGGCUCCCAGCCCUACACUGCCCCUCUCUCUGCAGGUGGCCAGCGCCCCUCCCUGCUCUGGGUGCAUUGCCCAGCCUUCCACCCCAUCCCUGGAUCCACAGGGGCUGUCACGGGGAAACCCAGUGAGAAUGUAGCAGUUCAUAUAUCCCCAGGGCAGCUGCCCUGGGGUCUGGGCACUCUGCCUCUGGGAGAGGAAGAAGAAAGGGGCCCCAUUUUUUAAAAACUGUACAGAGCCUUUGGCUUUAUGUGUUUAUGUUCUUCACAUGCAUAUAUGUGUAUGUGUGUAUAUCUUCCCCCCAUCAAUUGGUACAAUUUUUAAUAAAAUCAUUUAAAGCAAA